Saccostrea cuccullata (small rock oyster) is the source of this 1435-nucleotide messenger RNA. RefSeq names its product nacrein-like protein. The coding region runs from base 4 to 1218 and encodes 404 amino acids. NCBI's taxonomy places the organism in Eukaryota, Metazoa, Mollusca, Bivalvia, Ostreida, Ostreidae. The record is from RefSeq and is a predicted model, not a curated record. Gene Ontology annotation, molecular function: zinc ion binding; carbonate dehydratase activity. The transcript has 10 exons.
ACAAUGGCAGUGUUGGGCCUGUUAGUUUGCCUCUGUUUGCUGUUUAUAGAAACAGUAGUCGGGGUAGGCUAUUUAGGUGUAAGGCCUCCCUCACAAAACAAAUGCCAUUACGAGAAGAUCGAGGAUGCACAUUUUAGUUACAAAAGAGACGAUUUCUGCGAGGGACCCUAUGAAUGGUGUAACGUGCAUGAUUGUUGGGCAACCUGUGGCUCCAACGAAAGACAAUCCCCGAUCAACAUAGAAACAAGGAAAACCAAAUCUUUAGCGCAUUAUCGAGGAGACGUCCAUCUAAAGGGUUGUGAUAGGAGAGUGAAAGCCAAAAUCUACAAUAACGGCCAUUCACCCCAUUUUGAUGUGAAAGAAGAUGAUCAGGAUAAAAUAACCCUUACCCACGUUCCCUUCAGAAAACAUAGAACAUACAAUUUUGCACAGCUGCAUAUUCAUGUUGGCCGUCAAAGGAAUAAAGGUUCAGAACAUUCCAUAAACGACAAAUUUUAUCCUAUGGAGGCCCAUAUGGUGUUUUACGACGCAGAGUAUCAAAAUGUAACAUAUGCAAAAUUUAGACCAGAAGGUUUGGUAGUUCUUGGCGUUAUGAUAAAUGUACAAAGAGAUGACGACGAUGAUGAUGAAGAUUACGAGGAAGAAUAUGAAGAAGAGAGGGAAGAGGAAAACGGCCAUAGUAGAAACAACGAAGACAUUUGCGACAACGACAAUGAUGAAGACUACGAACAGUAUUAUAACAGAAGAUGCUACAAAGGGCAUCAUCGUUGUAAAGUGAGGUUUGCUAGAACACUGAGUGAUAUAAUGGAGAAAUACUACAAAUUGAUAAAAGAUUAUAAGGGUGAGGAAUUUGAAACGGGAGAACGCCGAACUAAACCUCCAUGUCAUCCAAAACAACUUACCCAAGACUUCAUAAAGGAGAAUUGUAUAAAGAACGUGAAUGAUUCACACAAAAAUAUCUCAGUACCUGUAUGUGGAAUAUCACCUCUAGACGUCCUCCCCUACGACCGUAGAUUUUAUACAUAUAAGGGAUCUUUAACCACGCCCCCAUGUUAUGAAACCGUACAGUGGAUAGUUUACAAAUGUCCAAUUAAAGUCACUCGUAAGGCGUUUAAUGCAUUGCGAGAAGUUCGGGAUUCGCACCAUCAUCCUCUUUCUAAGCUGGGAGUAAGAAGACCACUCCAGGUAAACAAAUAUCAUGUGUACAGAAAUUAUUAGAAAAAAUAGGAGCAAGUGGACGACAACAGUCCAUGCUAUAUGAUGAAAAUAACACUUUUAAGUUAUACUGGAAAGAGCUUGCAAUAUGUCCAUGGUAAUGCUUGCAAUAAUGCAUUCUCAAGUACUCUUUUAGAAUUUUAAGAAAUUACUGUAUUGCCUAUUGUGUAUAUUGUUUGUUUAAACAAAUGUCUAUUUUCAUUGAAUAUGUUGUUUUCUU